Fukomys damarensis (Damara mole-rat) is the source of this 1193-nucleotide messenger RNA. It is a transcript of the gene Cfap73, whose product is annotated as cilia and flagella associated protein 73. The record is from RefSeq and is a predicted model, not a curated record. Bases 145 to 1005 code for a protein of 286 amino acids. Gene Ontology annotation, biological process: spermatid development. The transcript is spliced from 5 exons. NCBI's taxonomy places the organism in Eukaryota, Metazoa, Chordata, Mammalia, Rodentia, Bathyergidae.
GGUUGCCCAGGCAACCAGAGCUGCAGGACCGCUGCCUUCUGGCAGUUGGAGCAGGGUGGCUGCAUCCUGGACCGGUAGUCUCCCCCCACACCCCGCUGAACCCCAGCUUUUCCAGGGCUGCAGCCUGGGGCAACUGCAGGGACCAUGGCGGUGCCCUGGGAGGAAUAUUUCCGGCUGGCCUGGCAAGAGAAACUGCGGAAGACGCAGGAGCAGAGCCUGGACCGCUUCCCGCCGGUGCUUCGGCUAUUGGAGAAGAGGCAGGAGCUGGCAGAUGUGGACCGGGGUCUGCAGGCCCAGAAGGAGGAGUUCCACACCACCAUGUCGGCCCUGCAACACCGCUGGGCACAGCUGGAGCAGAAGCAGCAGGAGCUGAAAGGGUCCUUGGUCCGCUUCGACAAGUUCCUGCAGGUGCUGGAGAUGGCGGGAAGGGACCCGCGACGCCGUCAGCCCGGGAGCGGUUCCAGGGUUGGCGGAGGCUCCCAGGCUCGGCCGGAGGCUGAGAUCCAGGCUACGUGGGCGCCGGUGCAAGAGGUCGGGCUCCAGGGCCCUGGGGCGCCUGUGAGCUGCGCGGGUAGUGCCUGCGCCUUGUCCCCGAGGGCACCUGUGCGCGCCUGGCGGACAGGUGAGAGGCAAGGAAACCGUGUUAGAAGUCGGGCGGGCGCUGUUCCCCAGGAAUCCAAGUGGAUUCAAAUCCAGAACACGGCGGCAGAGAAGACCUUGCUGCUUGGCCGCACCAGGAUGUCAGCGCUCAGCCUGUCCCAGCUAGCCCGCCAGCACCAGCGGCAGCCAUGCACCCUGGCCGUGGAGGACACCGAGGGGCAGCUGGAGCAGGUGAAGGUGUUCAUCCUGGACCUCUCUGCCACACUGGCCGGCCUGGAUGGAAGAUGUGAGGAGCCUGGCCAUAUGGCCGUGGGGCUUACGGAGAGUACACAGCAGGCACAGAAUAAAUGCAGGCCCUGGCGGCUGGGAAGAGGGGCUGCGAGGCCCACACCUCAUCUAUCCUGAUGGGGCUGAGGUGCAGGGCUCAGGGUCAGGGGACCCAGCAGGGUGUGCAGUGGGCGGGGCUGCUGCAGGGGGGCGGGGCUGCUGCAGGGGGUGGGCCCACCCUGACCUAAGAACCGAAGCAGGACAGGAGCCACAGGGACCGGGCAGGGCCCGCCCCGCCCUCGGGGAACCCGGGGAGGAGAAUGGCC